Dermatophagoides pteronyssinus (European house dust mite) is the source of this 1067-nucleotide messenger RNA. RefSeq lists its product as uncharacterized. The record is from RefSeq and is a predicted model, not a curated record. NCBI's taxonomy places the organism in Eukaryota, Metazoa, Arthropoda, Arachnida, Sarcoptiformes, Pyroglyphidae. Gene Ontology annotation, molecular function: S-adenosylmethionine-dependent methyltransferase activity.
AUAUAAUACAACAUUAUCCUUACAAAGAAAAAUUUCAAUCAAAUCUUCAUCAGUUUGUCAUAAUCAUCAUCAUUAUAUUUUGAAACAAAUUUUUACUUUGUUGUUUUUUUUUGAAAAAAAAUUUUCUACUUGCUAAGUGGAAUCGAAAAGAAAACAUGGAAAUCGAUAUUGGUGGAUUCGAUUAUUCAAAUCAUGCUCAUCUUCGUGAUGCAAAUAAUCUUUUGGAUAAUAUUAUUGAUGAUAAUGGCUAUAACUAUGAUACUGUAAUGGACAUUGGUUGUGGUAGUGGACGUGUAACAAGUUUAAUUGAUUGUCGUCUUCGAUGUGAACAAAUUUUAGCUAUCGAUAUCGAUAUGAAAGCUAUAAAAUUUGCCGAGAAAAAUUAUCCAUCACCACGUAUUCGUUAUCAAAUAUCGGAUAUAUCAUUACCAUGGGAUAAAUUAGAUCCAUUAAUACGUAAAUAUGAAAAUCAAGUUGAUUUAAUUAUUUCGAAUCGUGUAUUACAUUGGAUUGAAGAUAAAAAUUAUGUUAUACAAAAUAUUUUCCGAUUAUUAAAACCAGGUGGAAUGUGUUAUGCUAAUAUAACAACAUUAUUAGAUUUAUUUUCCGAUCUAACACAAGAUGAACGUGAAAAAUUUUCCGAAUUAAUUAUCAUUCCAAGUGAAACAGAUCAAAAAGAACAAUUUAAAAAUUUAUUUGAAAAAAAUCAAUUUAAACUACAUUGGAUUGAAUCGCUUCAUCUUCAACAACUUUAUCCAAAAGAUGAAUUUCGUUCAAAUGUUUUACCAUAUUUUCCUAAUCUAACUAAAAAAUAUUUGAUUGAAAAAGAUCCAAUCAAACGAAAUAUGAUAAUGGCUUCCGGAUUAAGUGAUUAUGUUAAAAAUGCAUUUCUUCGACUUUAUUCGCGCGAAAUUAUCGAAGCAAAUGGUAUACCCGAUAAAUAUGAACUGACUUAUGGACAGAUUAAAAUCAUUGCACAGAAAUGAUGAUUCUUUCGAUAUCAUAUUGUUUGUUAUUGAUGAACUUUUUUCUAUUUAAAAAACAAUCAUUUUUAAUCAUUAUCUGAA